Messenger RNA from Chara braunii, 2055 nucleotides. The record is from the annotation of a GenBank genome assembly. NCBI's taxonomy places the organism in Eukaryota, Viridiplantae, Streptophyta, Charophyceae, Charales, Characeae.
CGGUAUCAGCAGGCAGUUUUGGUCUCUGGCGAUCCUCCCCAGGCCUCCAGUAAGAAUUAGCAGUGUAGUUUAUCUCUCCUUAAGUUGAGUGACAGUAUGGAACCGGAAGGGACCCCUCAUCAAGUGCAGGAUGCGAGGGCUCAUGUUCCUGGCAGCUACCAACUGGAAGAUGAUAGAGUGAAGGAGCUGAUACGCGCAUGUUAUGAGGAAGGAAUCCUUCCUACUAACAUCAACUCAGGGGAAAUGACGGUGGAAGGUCGAGAAGCCAAGUUUGUUUUAAACUCGGCGGUGGAUGAGAUUAAAGUGAAAUGGUUGAAGUCAAGAAUGGUGACAGUCAUCUUUCGGGAGGGUGCUCGCUUUCUUCCAAAAAAGGUGAAAGAGGAUCUGAUUAGGGCGUAUGAGGACGUUUGGAUUAGGGACGAGACCUUCGGUCAGGAGUUCAGGCGAGGAAGAAUUAAAGUUGAGAAUCCAAACGUUGUUUCUUAUAUUCCUCGAUCUCAAGUGAUCACGGAUUGGAUGCUGGCCAAACGGUCGGACUUCAUUGACCUCGCUAACACAACUUAUCGUACGGAGUUUAAGCCAUGGAUGACGCGUGCUGAAGUGCGGGACUGGCGAAGGACAGUGGACGAGAAUACCUUUUGGGUGGUGGCGGUGGGCAUUCCGUUGGAUGAGAUGGCGUUUAUUUAUAUGCAUAUUGAAAGAGUCAUUGGUAAAAUCAUUAAACACCAUCAGCCAGAGUCGGACGAGACAGAUCCAAAAUUAGUCAACCUGCGGUUUGACCUGGAUCCAGCGGCUAAGGCUAAUAUGAAGGACAAAAUUUGGGUCCAAACCCAUCAGGGUGAUCUUUUGGAAGUUCGGGUGGCGUCGGCAGAUUCGGAGUGGCGUAGAAGGUGCCGUACUUUUUUCCAUCUGGAGGAGAACUAUAGACGGCCUGAUCGGCGAAAUCGAGGAGAUGCGGCUUCAAGACCUCAAGCCUCGUCCGCCCCUGGUACGGGGGUUUCUCCGGCCCCUCAGCAGCAGGACCCUCUCAGGGGUCCAAGCGCUUCGGCCGCUCCAGCUGCACAAUCGGCUUCCUCUCAGCAGGCUGUGUCGUCUUCGGCUCCUGCCUCAAACAUGCAAGCAGCUGUUCAGCCAGCCCCUCCACCAGGUGCCACGUCUCAGUUCAACCCCGUUUUCUCACCAUGCGCUGGUCAAUUUCCGCAAGGCGUGAUGUCUCCUGCAUCUGGUCAGGCUAAUCUGUGGGCGACCUUCCUUCAGAACCUGCCGAUGCAUCCGUACACUUGGCCACAAACCUCUCUGGACCCGCUGUUGAAUGCUAGUCCAUCUUUCGCCAAUCUCUAUGCUUAUGGUCCAUGGGCUCAAGCCUCGGGAGGAGUCAGCGGCCAAGGUGCUCCCAAUCUGACAAGUGGCCAAGGUCUCAAUUAUUCAGGAAUGACUCAACCGAGGGCGAAUGCUCCGGGCCUAAGUGGCUCUCGUUUACGAGGGGAAUCCCGUAGUAAACAGCGCCGUAUGAGCGAUGGUGGUAUCGAUAUUCAAGUGGACGGGCUUCGAUCGGAACACUCGAAAGCUUCUAGUGAAGAUUCUUACCACUCGACGGGCUCAGGCGGUCCACAUGGUAACUCCUGCUCUUCAAGUAAACGUAAAUCCAACCGCUCCCGAAUGGAGUCCCUGUCCAAAGGUCAUUCAGGGCUGGAAACGAAGUUGAUUCCUAUAGUAUGUGUGUAUGCUAGGAACGCUUUCUGGGUAGUUGCUUGGUUGGGAUCAGAGGGUUAUCCUUGUCUGUUUAGUACGUCUUGCCCAGAUUCUCCAAUGCCGCAUGUCACGGAGUCAAUGACCCGCUCACUGUUUCACAACAAGUUUGCUUUGCGCAUUAUUGUUGAGGUUUCUAUGCCCCGAUUUUUGGUUGAGGUCUCAGGGAAACGUGCGAAGUUCUUCGCUCCUCUGUUCGAUGUGCGGUUUGCAACUGGCCAAUUAGAACAGCUGGAAGCUGAAGGACUCCGGCUCAUUCCUUUUGCCUGGUUUUUUUAGGCAAGGAAACCGGAGCUCCGCCGAUUC